Messenger RNA from Cynoglossus semilaevis (tongue sole), 5692 nucleotides. It is a transcript of the gene ttll4, whose product is annotated as tubulin tyrosine ligase-like family, member 4. The transcript has 21 exons. Bases 664 to 3873 code for a protein of 1069 amino acids. NCBI's taxonomy places the organism in Eukaryota, Metazoa, Chordata, Actinopteri, Pleuronectiformes, Cynoglossidae. Gene Ontology annotation, cellular component: ciliary basal body. Gene Ontology annotation, molecular function: tubulin binding; tubulin-glutamic acid ligase activity. Gene Ontology annotation, biological process: microtubule cytoskeleton organization; protein polyglutamylation. The record is from RefSeq and is a predicted model, not a curated record.
GCAGUAGACGAUCUUUUACCACGACGUGUCACUCGGUGUUGCCGCGAAUGCGCACAAUUAGUUAGAAUUGCAGGACUGUUCUAUAAUACAGAGACACGGGAUGUCAUGGACACUGGGGAAACGAGCAGGGGAAGAGCAUGUAUAUAAUGGAUGGAUUCUGCAGUCUGUGAUUCACAGAUGUUGUAAAGAAGACACAGCACCAUACCUGGGAGCCUUAUAAGCGUAGAGCAUCAAAUAUUCACAAGCAAGUGGAAACUAUAUGCCUCAACAUAUUUUUUUUAUAUUUGUGUGUCUACAUGCCUUGAGGUUUUUUUUAAAUCAGUGCCUGCCAUUUUGCAUUGCUAACACAGUUUAAUGUCUUCUUACUGACCUGCUGCACAGGUGGAUAUUUUACUCUGCUCUUGCUGCAUCUACGGUGGCAGUUAUGAGUUUUUUUGACAAGGAUUCUACAAGAACUUGUAGUGUAAAUUCAUCUGCUAGAAGAAAAUUCACCAAUCAAUGCGGCUGGAGCUGACAUUGUGACGGUACUCUCCUGACGUAACUCUUACACAAAGAGUCACAGAGAAGGGAAGGAUUUAAGGAUUUUGUUGACUCUUGAUGUGUAGAAAUUGUCCCUUAAAACGCAGUCCCUUAUAAAUAAGCACAUCUUUGUUUUGUGGUGCAAUGCCUUCCAAUCAGUCCUCCCCCUGGGAUGGAGGGAAGCUACGUAGCUCUAACGCAAAUGGUUCCAACACUGCAGCCCCUGUCAGGACACAAACCAAGACUGUUCCGGUCACUAAGGUGCCUUUCACUCAGACUUCUUCAGAGAUUUUCAAGCAAAAAGACCUAGCCAAACCUCUUCCUAAUUUCACUUCCCUAUUGAGGCAGAUAACAGUUACAUCCUCUGGAGCUUCUGUCUGGGAAAAUGGGGACAGAAAUAAAACCAACAAUCAGAGCCAAUUCACCAUUGUGCCAGAAGGGUAUUCAAUCCUGCCACAAAUUAUUAAUGGGAGUCAGAUACCAAAACAGAUACUGGCAAAUGGAUUGAAGCCUGCCGAAAGUAGCCUUACGGAAACCAAUGUCUCAACCUCCUUUGCCAAGAAGGAAUGCCACAGUGGGCAUAAUGGUUUGUCGACAGAUGCCAUACAGGUGUUUACAUCACUUCAAACCUCUCCACCAGAAAAGGGCUCAAUAGUAGGAAGAUUUCCGGAUGCUUUGGGUGAUGCAAAAGUGGGAUUGGAGCCACUGUUGUCAGUUUGUCAUCAAGACCUGUUUAUCCAAGGCCAGUCCUCACUUCAGCAAACUGACAAGAUGAUGGCUGCAGAUUGUUCCUCUUUACCACCAGUGCCUGCUCCAUGCCUUAAUCCCAGUGAACAUCAGGGUCCAACGAUUGGAGUAGAUGCCUCUAGUCAUGGAAGCAAGAAAACAGAAAAAAGAAGUACAAUAAGAGAGACAUUUUCUACAAAAAGGUGCCAUUCAGCUAAAUUAGUAAGAAAAUACAACCAGAAAAAGAACAGCUGUACAAUGAGGUACUCUCACAGUCAGCUUCAAGUAAAGGGCCGCUCUCCAGCAGUUUUGACAUCUACCAGAAAAAACCAGCCACAAACAUUUGCCACACCAAACAUAAAGGAGCAGGUUCCAGAAACCAGCUUGUGCUCAAGCAAAAGAAUCGGACCUUUAUUGAAUGUCCAAGUCAGUGCUGCUGAGGAACAGGAGUCGAAACCACCACUAGAUCGAACAGAUGUUGCCUCUGGUCAAGCAGGAACCUCAGUGGGUUCUGUGACCACACAGAUCUCGGCCAUCCAGCUGACCAAGCCAGGACAGCCAGCGUCCAUGUUGUCAUCUUCUCCUUACCCUUCUUACGGCUCACCCUCGCCAACUGAGGAGUGUCAGGAUGGAGAGGCUCAGUUACUGGGCCAGGAGUAUCUUAUGCAGGUGGAUGGAAUUGAGGAGGAACUUCCUGAUGAGCUGGAAAACGCAUGCAGUGACGAUGAUAAUUCUGACUGUUCAUCCAUCAAUGGGGCUUUAUCUUCAGCCUCCAUCGACCUGCUGUCUGGAGUGGAAGAACCAAUGUCAGUGGGGCAAGAAGAUGAUCGUGAAGAGAAACCAGCACUGGUUCCCAGUCUGUUUGCUUUCAUCUCUCCUACACUGUACUUCAGCAACACUAAUGAAAAAGUUGAAAUGCUACCUGUGGAACAGAGACGCUUGUUGAAAUGGAAAAUGAGCAAUGUCACUCCCAACGUGGUUAAACACACCAUCGCCAGGUCACACUUCAGGGUCACCAGGAAAAACAAUGACUGGUUGGGCUGCUGGGGACAUCACAUGAGGUCUGUGGGCUUCAAAGCCCUUGGAGAGAACCAGAAGUUGAACCACUUCCCAGGGACGUUUCAAAUUGGCAGGAAGGACCGGCUCUGGAGGAACCUGUCCAAGAUGCAGGUUCGCUUUGGGAAGCAGGAGUUUAGCUUCUUCCCUCGUACCUUUGUUCUUCCUCAGGACAUUAAGCUGCUGCGCAAGGCCUGGGAGGACGGAGGCUCCCGGCAGAAAUGGAUCGUCAAGCCUCCUGCUUCAGCCAGAGGACUAGGGAUCCAGGUCAUUCACAAAUGGAGCCAGAUGCCACGAAAAAGACCUCUACUGGUCCAAAAGUACCUCCACAAGCCCUACCUCAUCAGUGGCAACAAGUUUGACCUGAGGAUCUACGUCUACGUGACCUCCUAUGACCCCCUCAGAAUUUACAUCUUUACUGAUGGUCUUGUUCGAUUUGCCAGCUGCAAGUAUUCGUCUUCUAUGAAGACUCUGAGCAACAAGUUCAUGCACCUGACCAACUACAGUAUCAACAAAAAUAAUGCUGAAUACCAGGCCAACAGUGACGACAAGGCCUGUCAGGGACACAAGUGGGCAGUCAAGGCCUUGUGGCAGUACCUUGGUUCCAAGGGAGUCAACACCGGUCUGAUCUGGGAGAAAAUUAAAGACAUUGUCAUCAAAACCAUCAUCGCGUCAGAGCCUUACGUCAACAACCUAAUGAAGCAGCAUGUACAUUCCGUGUACAGCUGUCAUGAACUGUUUGGCUUUGACAUAAUGCUGGACGAGAACCUCAAACCCUGGAUCCUGGAAGUGAACAUAUCACCAAGUCUCCAUUCCAACUCUGCUCUGGAUGCUUCCAUCAAAGGCCAGAUGAUACGAGAUCUUCUGAACUUGGCUGGUUAUCGUAUUCCUCAUAAAGAAGAUGGUGUCGCUUCUGGCAGUAACGCGUCUAGUUCCACCAGCAGUGUGUGCAGGGGGAACAAGGAGCGAACAAAAUCAGAGAUGAUUGCUGAUGAGAAAGUCAAACGUGCAUUUUACCUCACACAACGCUUUACGGAUCAGGACUUCAUGUCUACAGUCCUGCAUGUCCUGACUCCUGAGGACGUUCGAGUUCUAGCAGAGAGUGAAAAUGAAAUGAACCGUCGGGGGGAGUUUGAGAGAAUUUUCCCUUCAGCGUCAUCGUCUCGCUACCUGCGCUUCUUUGAGUGUCCCAGAUAUCUCAACAUCCUGUUGGAUCAGUGGGAGCAAAAACACUGGCGUGACAGGACCGUGGGUGUCGCUCUCCUCCAGAACUUUUGUCUAAAAGGCGUCCAUCUUGGAACCAAUGAUCCUUCUCAUAUUUGGUCCAAGUGUAGCUACAUUUCCAAAUAUGAACCCUGCAAGAAAGACGUCAACCAAUCAAGGGUGGUGGUCAGCCACCAUCGCCACACCCACCAUGACGUCAAUGACAAUAAGUCAGAUAGAGCGAUGACUCCAAUCUCCAGACCCGUUUCUCCAAGUCCCGGACCCAGUGUCUCUAGCAGUACCUGCACGAGUCCUCAGCCCAGCCUGACUCACAGUCUCCUGCCUCAUCACUUUCCUGCCUCGCUCUAAAGAUCUGGUUUGCCAAUCGUGAUGCUCAGGGUCUCUUUACUUUCAGCUGAAUUACUCUAUUAAACAGGUACUUUGACACACUCGUAAUGACAACUUUGGCCUUUACAACACAAUCGAAAGCAGGAGAUCAUCAUGCUUUGCAGAAACUACAGUAUGAGGAAGUAAGUGUAAAAAUUGCAGUGUUGAUGUGAAUACAUUUUACUCCUGCAGCCAAAUCUGUCUUAAAUUCCUAUGGUAUUUAAAAAAAACAAAACAAUAUGAACCAGUUCAGUGUUUUUGAUGUUAAGGUUAAUUGGAAUUAUUUUCAUGCCAACAGUUUUUGUACUUGAAGGUAGAAAAAAAAUGUGGUCAUCUUUGGUGACUCUUUUGCAUUUCCUGACAGUACUUAAGUACAUCAAACACAGCUCUGAGAGGCUGCAACCUACUAUGUUCCAUCAUCAGUCCAUUGAUUAUUUUUCUCCUUGAAUGAUAAAUAAUCAUCAAAUCAAAAGUCAACCAGUGAUGGUCUAUAGAACAACAUGAUGACUUUCCAUGAAGUCCAGCUUCAUCCACAAUCAUAUAUGUUCAUCUUACUCUGGGGAAGGAGCAAAGCAAAUAAAAAAUAUUUUCAAAAUGGCUUUAACACAUCAUGGAAAUUACUAAAUCGAUUAAAUCUUAUAGAACAAUACUGUGACCAUAGUUUUUUGGGGAGGGCGGGGGGUAGGGAGUGACGACUGUAACAUUUGACAUUGCUGUUCAGUUAGUGAUACUGGAAGUUUCAUUUGUAUUGUUUUCAGACAUUAAAUGAUUUGAUUUUUCAUUGUAUAAGUAGGAUGAGGGCGAAACACAUCUUAGUGCUUUCUAACUCAAUCAUUGCAGGAACAAGAAGGUUUCUUUAAACACAAUAUUGUUCAGGGUUUAUUGCUCCUUCUCUUAAGGUCAUUGUGCCAUUUACUUGAACUCUAGCGAGAGAGGUGGUCAAAGCCCAAGGAGAUCAUUUUUGUCCCGAUGUAGGAUUUAGAUGUUUAAAAUUCAAGUAGUUUACAAAGUAGAGCAUGCCACAUGCAUGAAAUAUUGUUAUAAAGAUAGAAACCUUAGUAAGGAACCAAAUGUAAGAGCUGCACAUCAUUUUAUUGGGCAAACUUUUACAAAUGUAACAUCAAACUACUUGAAGUUAGGUUUGAAGUCAAAACGUUGGACAAUGAUAUUGUGACUUUGUUUUGUGAUUUAUGGUGUGAUUCCUGACGUCUGUUAUCCUGUGAACACUGUCAUUCCUACUGUUUUAAAAAAAAGUUUGAGGAACAAAAACCUGUUUACAGAAAACCUUUAAUAUGCAACACAUUACAAACUGCUGUGCAGUGUCAGACUAAGCACAUUAUUACCUGCCUGAGAAGCAACUUUUCUACUGUUUGAGACAAGUUGUGGUUGUCUGUCAGAUUUAAACAGAAUAUUGAACAUGUUUCACUUCAGUGGAGGAAACACUUGACGAUUCAUGGUCUCUAAUGUAGAAAAACACUGACAACCUGCUGAAGAUCAAUCUUCACGAUUGAGGAUUCAAGACAAUGUAAACUCAUUUUUUUUGUCUCUCAUCACCCUAUUCUUCCUACUCUUGACGUAGGACUCAGUAGUUCCCACCUGUUCACAAGUUCACAUCACCUUCCUGUUGGCUGUAUACAGAAUUUCUAAAAUGUCUCUAACACAUUACUAAACUGCUAAAGCGUUUGGACGUAAUUAUAUUUUUAACUAACUUGAUGUUGAUGUUUCUAUACAUAUAUAAAUACAAGGGCGGUGUGAGUUUCUCAGAUUGACUGACUGAAGAAUAAAAGUUAUUUGGGGUAAA